UUUACAAUGACACCUCUCCAGUCUUGGCCAAAAUUCUUGUUUGCAGUCUCUUUGUAUAUAUAAAAACAAAGUCAUGUGUUUUAAAAUUCAUUCCUAUCACUAAACAUAUAUUUUUUUAAAAAAAUUCAAAGGGUAAGGUCUCCUCUCUAGAUGUAUCUAGGAAGGAUCAAAUUGUCAAUGUCAUUUCUUUCAGUUAGUUUUUUCAUUAUAUACUAAAAGUUGUUCUGGUCACCGGCCCCUUCUCUAACAAUGGAACACCCUUCACAGUAAGGAGCAACGUGAGCUCAACUAUGACAUAAAACGUUGUGUGCAGCAAUUAUCCUACACACAUGGGUAUGCCUAUUGUGUUUGUAUAUAUGUGCGAGUAACUCAUCCACGCAAAAAAGAAAAAGAAAAAGAAGAAGGUGAAACAGGGAGGAAUGGGAAAUGCAUUAGGAUGCAUCUCAACGGAAGGGGCGAGAGAAAAAACCUCUAAACAUGAGUUAAACCUUCCACCUUUGCUAGCCUCUUUCAAAGGAAGAGCUGGCCCCCUGUCUUCACUCUCUUCUUCAGAGAAUAAAAAGAAGAAGGCAGUGAGCUUUGAUGGCCAGCUUGACGAGCAAGCUCUUGCUGCAGCUUUGCUCUUUAACCAUCAUCAAAGAAAUAAUGGUAAUUCUCUUCCAUUUCCUAGAUCCCAAUCUGCAGUAUAUCCUUCUUCAGGUUCCAAGAAGCAUGGUCUUACAAGGAGUUCAAGUUCUAGGCCACGGUCUCAUUCCGAAUCUCUGUUAACAAGACCUGACCAGCUUGUUAACCAGGAUCUUGAAACGAACCGUGUUGUUCUCGUUCAUGGAGGUGGUUUUGGUGCAUGGUGUUGGUAUAAAACUAUUUCCCUUCUAGAGGAAGCUGGCUUUAAAGCUGAUGCAGUGGACUUAACAGGCUCUGGCAUCCAUUAUUCUGAUACAAACGGCAUUAGAAAUCUUGCCGAAUAUGUAAAGCCACUUUCUGAUAUUUUUUACAAGCUUGGUGAAGGAGACAAGGUGAUUUUGGUGGGUCAUGAUCUUGGGGGUGCUUGUAUUUCAUAUGUGAUGGAGCUGUUUCCAUCUAAAAUUGCUAAAGCUGUUUUCAUUGCUGCAACAAUGCUGUCUAGUGGGCAGAGUGCCCUUGAUAUAUUUUCUCAACAGGCAGGUUUCAGUGACCUGAUAAGACAACCUCAGACAUUUAUCUAUGCCAAUGGAAAGGAUAACCCUCCGACCGCUAUUGUCAUUGACAAAACAUUGUUAAGAGACUCGUGGUUCAACCAGAGUUCCACCAAGGAUGUAGCAUUAGCAUCAGUAUCGAUGAGGCCAAUCCCAUUUGCACCGGUUGUAGAGAAGCUCUUUCUUUCAAGCAACAACUACGGCUCCAUUCAAAGGUUUUACAUUAAAACUCGAGGAGAUUGUGCCCUGCAUGUUCCUCUACAGGAGUCUAUGAUAAAAUCAAAUCCACCAACACAAGUUUUCGAGCUUAAGGGCUCUGAUCAUGCACCAUUUUUUUCGAAGCCCCAGGCGCUGCAUAGGAUACUAAUCAAGAUAUCACAAGUUCCAUCAAAGGAUAUCUAAAAGUAUCUAAAUUCGCAUUACAUUAAGGCUGCGGGAAGACAUGUACAUUGGAGCAGCUGGUUCGGAUAUGGAGAAUUUGGCAUGGUUCAUUUAUGCCAUACGUGGUCAAGUUAACCAUCCAAGAAAUUGUUAAGAACAUGUGCAUGCAUAUGCCAGUAAUCGUUCCCCAUGUGUAAU
This is a messenger RNA of Populus trichocarpa (black cottonwood), 1754 nucleotides long. Its product is annotated as putative methylesterase 11, chloroplastic. The record is from RefSeq and is a predicted model, not a curated record. Gene Ontology annotation, molecular function: methyl indole-3-acetate esterase activity; methyl jasmonate esterase activity. NCBI's taxonomy places the organism in Eukaryota, Viridiplantae, Streptophyta, Magnoliopsida, Malpighiales, Salicaceae. The coding region runs from base 420 to 1577 and encodes 385 amino acids. The transcript has 5 exons.